Molecule: messenger RNA, 8583 nt
Organism: Porites evermanni
Lineage: Eukaryota; Metazoa; Cnidaria; Anthozoa; Scleractinia; Poritidae
Source: the annotation of a GenBank genome assembly
CUUUUUCACGAAAAUGAGACUUGUAAGCGGAGUAUGCGUCAAGCUUUUACUGAACAUUUUGGAAAAUCAACUUCAUUUUACGUGUUAACGAUGGAAAUGACCAGUCCUCCGAAACCAACUCGAAUAGUGAAUUGUUUAUUGCCGAAUCCAGUUGAAGGUGAAGCUUUAGAGAGCAAAGGUGAUGAAGAUUUUUCCGAACAAAAUGGCGAAUUAAGCUUGAGUUCAAGGGAAAUUCUCAGCUUGCCAGCAUUAGCUGGUGAAGUUGCUGUAGCUCAAAAGCAACAAAUCAACGACUUGAGCAAAAGGCAAGAAGUUCUAGAUCGGCUUAAGGUAAAGUGUACGAGACUGUAUAACUUUUCAUGACAUUACAAAAAUUGAGCUGAGUUUAAGCUCUAAAUUCACGAUUCGGUUUUCUUUUUUUAUUUUAAAUACAUGCAUGACUGGCUCGCAUCGCCGGUAGGAGAAAAACAGUCAAGGUAAGCAUGCAUCGCUCAGCACUUUAAUAAAACUCGUCCAUUGUGAAUUAUUUAGGUGAAAUUGUUUCUAAAUAUAUUUCAGCAAGCAAUAGUUCAGUUUUAAAAACUACAUGGCCAAUUAGCUGUUAAAAGAGCUCUCCAAGCAGUCAGUAAAAUCAGAAUUCUUCGUCCUCCUUUCUUUCCAAAUUAGUUCAGUUAAAGAUAAAUGCAGUUAAAGCUGAGGUUGCUGCCGUCUCGAGAAAUGUUUAUUUGACGGAAGAUGAUGUUUCAAGAAAGAAAGAAAACUGCCAGGCACUUAAGAAAGGUUAGUUUAUCGAAAGUAUAAAUACUGGAAGCCCCUCAGUUUAAUGGACCUUGUCACGGUUUUCGACGCCAUCUUGACGAGUAGGCAAACGCGUGAGAAAUUACAGUGUUUGUAUGAGAAUCUAAUGUCGAAUAAUUUCCGUAAAACGGCUGUUCUGAAAAAAAUAUCCAUUGUAANCAUCUUGACGAGUAGGCAAACGCGUGAGAAAUUACAGUGUUUGUAUGAGAAUCUAAUGUCGAAUAAUUUCCGUAAAACGGCUGUUCUGAAAAAAAUAUCCAUUGUAAACUAAAGCUACAAAGCAAAGGAUUGUCCUAAAAAAUUUGGGGGGUGUGCCCGGCUUAAAUUUCUCCAGAGGCUUCUUUAGAUUUUCCAUAUAUUUGUCUGUAAUUUUCCCGGGACUUUCUUACAGACAAAUGUAUAGAAAAUUGUAAAAAGUGGUUCUAGGUCUUCUAGUGCAUGUAACGCCCUCAAAUAUUUUCAGGAGAAUCCUUAGGAGUGAAGCUUUAGUUUACAAUAGAUAUUUUUUUCAGAACAGCCGUUCUACGGAAAUUUUUCGACAUUAGAUUCUCAUACAAACACUGUAAUUUCUCACGCGUUUGCCUGCUCGUCAAGAUGGCGUCGAAAACCGUGACAAGGUCUAUUUGUGGACAGGUGUAGGUUUUCAAGAGGUUUCAGUACAGCAUUCCAUGCAGGAAAUGUACGCCAAGCAACGUAUAUUAAAAAGCGGUUUAGAUUUAAUACAGUACAUAUUUUGAACAGAGCUAUUUUAAAAAAAGACAGCAUAUAUCAGUGACGCCACACUUUUAACCACUGUAAAAUGUUUAGCAGUUUCGUCUUUCGACACAGGUUCUGGUCAGAGCGAUUUGAAAGAAAGCUACUUUGAUAUCUGAGCUUGUAGUUUUCUUAGUACUCUAACAAGACCCAAGUAUUUAAAAAGUAUCAAUGUUCCCAAGGGCGGGGCAUUGAUUUUUCUAAAGAAAAAUUGAAUCAUUGCUUCGGGAGGCCACAAUAAUUAGGUUUGGACACAAGAAAUUACCCCACGUAAGAGCUAACCCAGUGGAGUGUAACAUAUGUUUGGCACAAUUCAAGCAGAACCUGAUGUGCUAUAAGCCAAAGAGUUUCAGGAACCUUCCCAUCCAAGAAUUCCUAAUCCCAGCCCCACGCUUCCGUAUCACUAAUUUCCGAUUAUUAAUAGUGUUUUGCUUGUUACAUUUAUGUAUAAAAAUCAGCGCAGUAUCUACAUUAACCUGCGAGCGCAGGUUAUAUCUACAUAUGACCACUAUUCCAUCUGUCACUUUAUUUUCUUUUAACCCAUUCGCCCUUGGAGAUUUUGCCGAAAAACGCCUUUUGAAGCUUGUCGAGUGGUUUUCUGGUCACUGUCGUGCAGUUAAGAGCAACAACUUACCACAAAGCCGUUUUCAGGUAGUACACUUCGCGGCCUUCCGAUCCAGUUGUAAAAUAUAAGCAAACAGCUUUCGAAGUUCCGGCAUCCCCUCUUUUUUCGCUUUUCUUGCCUCAUUUUUCUUUUCUUUUGCUGGGCAUUUAGUACAAAGUUGUCCUUGACCAUUAAAACUGAUGACGUCACAAACGGUAGAAGGGACGUGGAUCCGCAAGGACGGAUACGGGCGGCUCAGGGGCGAAUGGAUUAAUUAAGCCUUUGGGCAUGUACCACAAGAAAUCACUGAUUAUCCAUUUCAUCCCACAGCAUAGCUACAGUCUCAGACAAAAAUAGUUGGGACACUUUAACCAAACGCUGUUUUUUCCCUUCUCGUGCUCCCCUCGUCCCUCUCAAAGUUGUUUAUCGCGGUUUGGUCACCAAAUCUUGUACACCAACAUUGAGGGACAAGGAGACCCUAAAGUGUCCCAACCAUUUUGACUGAGACUGUGUUUUUGAGGAAUUUUCGGUAUGUGACUCCUCGUUGGCUCUAGUGACGGGAAAUCGCUAGGCAGGUAUAUGCACGUUUCGGAGCCAUUUUUUCGGGAAAAACAGUAAAGAUUUCAAGGAUAGAAAGAGAGAAGACAAUUAAUAGAGGAAAGAAGUCUUUGUUUCUUUAAUUACAACAUUCCACGGUAUUAAAAAAGCUUUCUACGUAUUAGGGUUAAAGAGUGAACAACGGAUGAGUCAAAACUGCGCGCAUUAUUUCGCAGGCUGUGUAUCUUGCCGCGAAUAUCUUGUACUGGUGGAGACACGAUUGGACGGGUCACCAUAACGGGUCACCAUACUAUCCAGGGCGUUUUCUAAGAGCUCUCUGGUAUAUAUAAUGGAUUAAGAAAGAAAAGGAUAAGGUACUUUCAUACUUAAUUGAAAUAGCCAAGGUUUAUAUCGCCUUGAUACAUGUAAGACAAGUUAUUAAAACUUUGAUCAUGGUGACACGAUUGUUCGCUGAAAGAAACUUAUAAAUAUCUUAAUUGAAUUAAUGUACGGUGACCCGUGUACACGUCGAGUAGAACGCUUUUUUGGAGGUUUCAAGGAUAGGUAGUGUCCUCGUUUUAUAUGAUUCAUGUUUUGUACCUCAAGUCCCACAUUUAUGGCACAGUAGUUUGUUUUAGAGUUAUUCAGGAAGGUGUAUAUUUGGGGUAAAGAAUGAGAACCGAUGUCACCAUUUGGCGCAAGGCCAAAUUAACAUAUGUUGUAAACAACUUAUAAAAAGUUGUCGAUUUCACAGCAGUAGCCUGGAAUAUCAUUAAGAAACUUUUUGGCGUCGGACCAAACAGUUACACUAUUGUUGGACACCCUUUUUACGCGCUUGUAGUCAAUAGUAUCUUUAGAAAUUUAGAAAGCGGGAUACUGUUCUCGCUGAUAGGUCUUGGGAAUAAUCCUGGCUUGUUGCAUUUUCCUCCAAACUGAGGAAAAGUUUCCCCCUUUCUCUCGAAAUCGCUUAAUCGCUCUUUCAGCUGUCUUUCGCCUCUUGCCCUUAAGUUAGAAAUGCGUCCCUUUGAGCCUUGUUCCUACACUCUUUCUUGGCAAAGAGGCCUUCUCUAUUAUUCUCCACACAUUUUUUUUAAAAAUGUGGCACAUUCAAGCGCCUCUCUGUAUAUGAAAACCCUGAAUGUUACGUAGAUAGUAUGCACGUGCUAUAUUGUCACGCUAUCAAUCGGCCACUAGAAAGCUAUUUGUGUACGGUUUAGUGCACACUCAGUUCCUUUUAUUUUACAAUACUCUACUCUGCCCAAGAAAUUUCUGCGAACUGGUCAUUCUUUGUGUUAUGUUGUUAUGCCCAAAUAACUUAGUUCACUGCUAUAGAAACGUUCGCGAAACACAAUGGAUACCCAACAAACCAAAAGCCCGUCGCUUGUGACCGACCUACAGAUUAACCUCUGUAUCUGUCAACACGCCUUCAAAUUCCUCCCUGACACAGUCUCAGACAAAAAUAGUUGGGACACUUUAACCAAACGCUGUUUUUUCCCUUCUCGUGCUCCCCUCGUCCCUCUCAAAGUUGUUUAUCGCGGUUUGGUCACCAAAUCUUGUACACCAACAUUGAGGGGACAAGGAGACCCCAAAGUGUCCCAACCAUUUUGACUGAGACUGUAGAAAACAGUUUGGUAUAAAUUAAUCAAAUUUAGUGUAAAAGCGCAUUCUAUUUUAAGAGAUUCCAUAAACAUUUUUCAUAAAACUGAAUAUGUACCUGGUUGAACUUUGAAACGUUGCCUGUAGAAUUGACUUACUUUUUGUGCAUCAGUUCCUUACGUGCUAUAUUAGCUCUAUAUAUAUAUGAACAACCUAUAAAUAAUUUUGGGUGCUUUCCGGAUUCUCUCAGGGUUGAACGCACUUAUCUCCUCUGGGGAAAACCUUGCCCACCAACUGACGAUUGCAAAGGAAAAACAGGAGAGAGAAAGAGUGUAAGCAAGAGAAAACUUUUUCUUCGUUUUUGGUAUAAGCAUAAAAUUGAAAAAUUGAACCACGAAUAUAGGUUUAAUUGAGGAUAAACACAAGCUGGUUUCUUCCAACAUACUGAUAAUAUUUCCAGUAAAAGAAGACUAGAAAUUAAAGUUCGCGCAAAAAGAUGUUUUUUCAUCCUAAGGCAGCAAAAGAAGUACUUUUGUAACCUUUCAUCUUUUAAUUUUUGCAGAACACACAAGGAAUACCGUGCAAAAAUGUCAGAACAUGCAAAGAAAGUGGAACUGUACGAGAUGAAUGCUCCCAUUAAUCUGAAUAUUGCAAAACAAAGAGAAACGAACGCCAAUUUGACAGAGGAGUGUACGCCUUACUUUAUUUAUACUUAAUGAAAAAUGAGGUUUUUCACACAGUGACGCAGACAACUCGGAAGGAAAAAAUACGAGUCCUCCCCUUCAAGUUGCUUAUCGAGAUUCCCUACCACUGAGUUCUCGGUAGUCUCGAAGGAGCUAAUAUAAAGCAGUAUAAAGCCACUUUUAAUGGGCCAUUUUCGAGUUGUCCCAAGCCUCUGUUUCAAUGCGAGCCGAAGAAAGGUUUUGCACGUAGCCUCGGUUUGAAAGAGACAGUUUAUGGUCUAUUAUAGGUGUUUCUGAAAAUCAUCCUGCACAUUGCUAGGAUUGGCAUGGAAUGUCGAUAACGUGUAAAUUUUUCACCAUUAAAGACGAAAAAAUAAACCUGACCUUUCACAUGCAGUCUUUGUUCAAAACCGUUGAUGUGGUAGCGAUUCAAUUUUUCUUUUUCUUAUAAAUAUUGUGAUUAUUAGCACUACAGUACCGCAAAUGAUCUCCCAUCACAAAAAUGAUCCCCAGACCGCGAAUGAUCCCCAAAUUCGACUGAAAUGAACCUCGACCGGAAAUGAUCCCCUUUGUCGGCCGCAAAUGAUCCCGACAGGAAAAUCAGAAUGGCUUGAACUUAAGUUACUGAAUCAUCGCGUCAAGUUAAUUAUCACGACAAACAGUAUUAACCUGAAUAAAUUUUGCUGUACAAACGAUUGCAAUUGCAAAAAAGAAGUUAACGGUAAAACUGCGUUAAAACUUUUUUUUAGCAGUGAAACACAAAUAAAUGAAAACAACUGGAAAUAAACUAAAAAAGUAUCAGUAAAAAAAGAAAAUAGCGCUCGAACAUCAAUGCAGUGUCUUGCUUAAUUACUAGUUAAAAUUUAAGCUAAACUGAACAAAACUCAAACAGGCUGUAGUUAAAGUAGGUAAAAUAUGUUUAAGCAGAAAUUUCUCGAAUCCGAUGCAUCGGAUACUCAAUAUCAACUCAGGAAAAAAACGAUUAUUUUUAUAACCGCGAAAGUCUCUGAAACUGAUCCUAAAUAAAAAAUCGCUCUAGUGUGACUUCCCUCAAGAGAAUUCUGAUAUAGGUACAAAAAAUUACGCUUACUCGUUCGUUCGUUAUUUAUUCUCUGAUUUUGUAUCUUUGUAACUAUCUCCAGCAGUAAAGGCGUAAGAAAUUAAUACAUGGGCUAGCGCCCACAGCGUCCUCGAGCAUACAGAAGUGCUAGUAUUUCGAAAUAAACGGCGAUAAUUCCACGCGUCAGCAUAUUUCCGUAUUCCUCGGCGUUUCCUGGUUGACGUCCUUCCUGUCUUAAAUUUUCACAGCAACGAAACAUCAGUGCUUAAAAGAAAGGAGAAACAAUUAUCAAAAGAAGCAGAACGGUUAUUUAUCUCUUUAUUCAUUUCUUUGUUUUACGCGCUGUUCAAGUUCUUAUCGCCAUUCACCAUCCAUGCCUAAACUCCAUUCCAUUCCGAUCAGUCUACUUUUCACGGGAUCAUCUGCGGUCGACAAAGGGGAUAAUUUGCUGACGAGGAUCAUUUGCGGUCCGUUUUGAGGAUCACUUGUGGUGCUGUACAGCGCCUCUGUGAACUAAGUCGUUCUCUUUUGAUCAAUUUUACAGUGGAGUUCCUACGUCGUUUGGCGGACGAUUCCAUCCUUAAAAGCACACAGGCUGAAAUAUUUCAGCUUAGAAACCGUCAAAAGUGUUUGGAGGAAACAAUUGUGUUAAAACAAGCUGAGGUUGGUAUACACUCUUUCUUUUCUUCUGAGAAUGUUUUCUAUAAGAAUAUCGAGGCUGAAAUUUGCGAAAUUUUAAGAAAAUUUUAAGAAUAAACCCAAAGCUGAGAUUUUAAAAAGACAUAAUUUUGUGUGUUGAAAAAUCUGGCGCUGAUUGUUCAAAAGUCGGAUAGCGCUAUCCAACGGAUAAGUUCUUCACUAUCCAGCGGAUAGCUUCUAAGGAAGCCACUAUCCCAUUUUACAGUUACAGGUGGAAACGAGGCUGGAGUUGACCUCGUUUUGAAAAGCUCUUCCUGCUUUAUUAUGUAAAUCAUGUUGUUUUUAUGCUAACUAGUAUUUUUCAAGCAUAAUUUCCAUUUCAAAAGGAAGGAGGUUUGUAUCAAAACGUGAAGGUCAGCCUCAGCCUCAAGUUCACCAAAGGCAAGAGUCCAAAGUGCAAAACUGUAAAUUCGUCUAUUUCAUUAUCCAGUGGAUAGCGUUAUCCACCUUUUGAACAACUGGGGCCUGAAUGUUUUUAACUGAACUGUAGAUAAUUAAUGCUCUCAACGGCAAAACUACCCAACAAAAAGCUCUCGCCCAUUGCGAACUUUUUCGCAGGCUAGAAGUAUGACUAACUAACUGCGCACUUAACAGUUUUUAUAGUCAUGCACAUACUGAACAGUUUACAGACGACUGAAGACUAAAUUUCGUACACAGAAGGGUUAAAAUAUCCAUCUUUGGGGUUAGAUUUAAGGUAAAAUUGUUUGGCACCCUUUCUAUGAAGCCGGGCUUAUGCGACUGUUUUCUUCCCUCCCGCUAAGGCAAAACUUACUCCACUGUUACACACAGUAUACGGCUUUUGACAGACCCCUCCAGUGUUCUUGUGUUUGCUCUCUUAUAAGUUUAUUGAAACCCUACAUUUCUUUUACAUUUCCAGCUCAAACACGAAAAUGAGAGGCAUACACAACUGAGGAGAGAGACUGACACACUGCACGUAAGUUAAGCUUGUACUGUCAGAAACUCCCUUCCCACUGUUACCAAACAACUGAAAAUGUUCUAAAUAAAUGGUCAUCCAAAAGGUAUUCCUUCAAGUGGAUUUAUAGAAGACAUUUACCCACUAACUUUAUUUACUUUUACGUGGCUUACAGUCGACAAGCGAAAAAGAAUUAGCUUCCAACUCGUCUUGAAAUACAAAAAAAGACAUCAGUUUAAUAAGCAAACCCACAACCAUGAAAACAAGCAAACAAACUGUAUAGUGGUCCUUCCUUGCGAUUAUGCAUCACACGUUCAACAAAAAGGCAACAACCAGUUUGCAUGAUAAAAGCUCGGCAAGUGGACAUUUUUCAUCUUGUUCUCUCUGGAUAUGUCAACUUAUCCCGUAAUUUUACAACAGUUUGUAAGGCCAUCUUCUCUUCUCUAUUGACAGACGCCCAUGAUAUUGGUCACUCAUGGGACUUCGAUAAUUAACUUAAAAUUUGAAGCUGGCAAGUUCUCACCAUCUAUAAAAGAACUUGUUCAGGGUAGAUACUCACUAGAACGGUGCAGUGGUGACAGAACGUGCAAAGCCCCAAAGCCGAGUCACUGUGCGAUGGAAGAGAAUGGCAGACUGCAUGUAGAAUAAUGGUUAGCCUGUGUGAAGGGCGUCGAUACACAAACAGGCUGACGGUUCUCAACGGUAAAACUCGUAUUUUGGAAGUUUCCACUUCAAGUUCUACUAUCAGUAAUUAUUCCAAAUGCUUCGAAAAAUGUCUAAUAAUGAAAACUGUUCACGCUCACAGAAACGUAACAAAGCACAGCUGACCAGACUAAAACGCCAGCUGCAAGAGGCCAACUCCCGCAACCGACGCUGGAACGAUGAGGCUUGUCGACUGGAACAGAGAAUCGCAGAGCUCAAGAGUCAAGCAAUGAAAUAA